Messenger RNA from Paralichthys olivaceus (Japanese flounder), 1255 nucleotides. RefSeq names its product interleukin 12a (gene il12a). Gene Ontology annotation, molecular function: growth factor activity; interleukin-12 receptor binding. The record is from RefSeq and is a predicted model, not a curated record. Gene Ontology annotation, biological process: immune response. Gene Ontology annotation, cellular component: extracellular region. Lineage: Eukaryota; Metazoa; Chordata; Actinopteri; Pleuronectiformes; Paralichthyidae.
CCGGGCUCCACCACAGAUUUCUAUCUGAGCAGAGACAUGGCCAACUUUCAUUUGUACCUCGCCAGCUGUGCGCUGCUGCUGACGCUCGGGUGGCGCACAUCCACAGGACUCCCGCUGAGGACAGACAAUUGCGCACAGUGCGCACUGCUCUUCAAGGGCCUUCUGCUGAACAUCACGGAGCUUCUGGACAACGAUAUUUUGUGUUAUGGCAUCACAUCGGAUAAGGUGGUGGUGAGGAGUAAAGCUGAGACUUCACUCGCCUGCGCACCCACUCUCACUCAGAACUCAAGCUGCAUGAUGCAAAGAAAUUCGCCCUUUAGUGAGAGUGAAUGUUUGAUGAACAUCAUGAAGGACUUGGUUUACUAUGACGCUGCUAUUAGUUCUUACCUCAAGUCCCCACUCAGAAGUCCAGAAGAAGAAGUUGCACUUCUGAGCCCAACUCUGGGAAUAAUAAAGAGCUUGAAGAACUGCUCCCUGAUGCCGAAUGAAGAGAAUGACACCUCAGAGGAGGACGUUGCUCAGAUGUGGGGGAGCGACACCUACACUAACAGACAGGAGAUGUGCAAGAUGAUGAGAGGCUUCUAUGUCCGAACGAUCACCAUCAACCGAGCUGUGGGCUACAUCGCCUCAGGAGACCACAGGAAGUAAUCAACCUGCAGCCUCAUCAUCAUCACCAUCAUUCCAAUCAGUGCCACAGAAUCUCCUUUAAAUCAUUGCAACUUUGCAAAAUCUUCUUGAUCAUUCACUACCAUCACUUGUACCUACAACUACUGACCAAAUAGUUCGUCACACUGUACAUGAUGCACCACUGUCAGCAUGGUUAUUGCUCAGACAUAAACUAAGCUGACUUGAUGCCAGUCUCAUCACCCAGUGAGAGCUGAAAGAGUCAACCUCUUGCCAAGUUUAGCAGUGGAGGCCAUGUUGGCCUUUUUAUACAUAUGAAUGUAAUCCAAUAUUUGGGGUAAUGUAUCUAUUUAUGAAUAUAUUUAUUAAUUCUAUUUAUUUGAUGGCCUGUGAUGUUAUUUAUUGAAAUUGAAUAAUAAAGUAUUUUUUUGGUAUCAAGCUCUGGAGUUGAAGUUUUUUUGUGUGUAUGAAACAGGAACUGACACUGUUCAAAUGAGAAUGGCUCUCAGCAGAGUUCAUAUCUCCACCAAGUCCCCUAAUGAUACUACAUUUAAAUUCACCACAUCCUCAUUGUUUAUUUGAUCUGCACCAAACUGCACACACUCAUAAAUGAGUCCCUUGAACAUGUCUG